AUGGAAUAUGAGAUGGGUUAUGAUAUCGAUGGAAAGAAGAAAAUUUGUAUGAACAGCUUGACAAUUCACAAUGAUGAAAUUUAUUUUGUGGCUAAGUUUCCGCCUAAAUGGAAGAAGAAAAAACCUCACAUAUACUUGCACAUUAAUGCCGGUGCUUCAAGCCAUGGAUUUUUGAUUACAUUGACUGAAAGUAAGACUGAAGAGAAUGAAACAAAUGAUGGCAGAAAUUUAUUGAGAAAGGCGAAGUCAAUCUCUAAAUUGGGCUUCAUCCUACUUAAUGCACUUACUGCUUUUGAUGAUAGUUUGAAGUUUUAA
Molecule: messenger RNA, 315 nt
Organism: Clunio marinus
Lineage: Eukaryota; Metazoa; Arthropoda; Insecta; Diptera; Chironomidae
Source: the annotation of a GenBank genome assembly